CAGUACUUUGAACAGGUUUCCUUGCAAGAAUCAAAUGUUGUUCUCAGCAAGAGCGCUGGCAGACUAGGCGGGGAGAGCGACAGAGAAGGAGUGGAAGGUUACUUCUUUCGUGGCUGCAAUGCACUCUGAGUUUGGAAGCUUUCUGCAGAUGGAUGGAUGUGCUCGAGGCGUCACAUCCCACUACCUUUGGUUGCAAGCUUCGUGCUCAUUCAGUUAAAACCAUCGCACCCUGAAGCACUUGCGGAAAUCAGUGAGGGCAGGAUCCUGCACACCUUCUGGAAAGGGGACUCUUCUAGAUGGAGACUGCUCAUACUCUGACCUUGCAGCAGCCAGCUGCGGCAUUGACUAAGAGCCAACAUGCGCCUGCUUCUGGCACUCAAAUUGGGACCAGCGAAAGUUCUUGCAAUGGCCGUUCAUACAGGUGCUGUAGCCCUGCACUUGUUCUGCAUGGAGGACAAGCAUGGAAGCUGAGCAGUCCCGCCGGAAGCAAAUCUACCAAUCAGCCAGAGUCAAAAUCAGAAGGCAGACCUGGUUUCGCAAGGACUUUUGUGACUCUGGUUCAGAAUGUCGGUGAAAGUGACCAAUUUCAAAGAUGCCGGGCGCGGGCAGGGGCUAAGAAUGGAGGCUGUGGCAGAUCUGCUGAGCACCAAGCACUGGCCUUGCUUAUUCAGUGCAGCAUGUUUGGCAGACACACUGGCCACACCCAUGGCAAGCGGUGGUGGCCCUGCCUGGCCCCCCAGGCGGGGUCUCGGCAGCAAUUGCUGCGCACUGUCUCACUCACUGCAAUCUUGAAUGCAACUGUGCUGGCGCUGAAAGAGAAACUGGAGGCAUUGGGUGGGGGAGGAGGACCGUCAGGAGGGGAUGGAUGGGGUGGCCCUGUAUGGAGGUGGAGGGACGAUAGCUCGGGGGACAACGGGGAGGCAGGCAAGGGACAAGGGGGCGUGGCGGAGCAGGAAGAAGACGAGGAGGAAGAGGAGGAGGAGGGGGUGGGGAGCUGGGCCAAAAUGCAGCCUGCGUUCGCACACAUUGGCGGGGUUCAUGGCAGGGGAUACGAGCCAAAAGGGAAGGACGGUGAUGAGGACGAGGGGGAAGAGGGGGAAGAGGACAUUGACGGAGACUUUGACGUAGAAGAAAAGAGCACAGGGAAAGAGAAGGAAAUAGAGGGAGAGAGCGAGGCAGCGGUGCCGAGACAAUCAAAGUUGAGACCAAAGAGAGUAUACUCUGACUUACCACCCAACUUCGUGGAAGUUUCAGCGAGAAAAGAUGCUGAGGCAGAGGAAGCAAUCGGAGAAGAUGGGGCGGAUGAUGUAGAUAUUGUGAGCGAGGGGACUGAAGGGUCCGACUUUCCGGCGGGCUUUGUGGAGAAUGUAGAUGUGAGAGUUGUUCCCCCUGCCUCAGCAUCUCCUGCGCCGGAGAAACGAACUUUGAAGCUGGUGUCAGAUGCCCCCAAAGACGAGCCGCUGGUGGAGGAGGAACCGCUGGAGCGGAGAGGCUCCUCACCUGCCCAUGCUGUGGAGAAUUGGGUCUCAGGGGUCUUUGGAGCUUUGCUUGGACGGCGAACAGGGGCCCAGCCUGCACCAGAUCUAGAACUGCUUGAUGCGCAGAGCACUGCACAGAGAGUGAUUGAGCUGCUAACAACACAACAGGGUGACGACUCCCUGGCCAUGCGAGGAGAUAUCAAUGCGCUGCGGCGAUUGCAACGGGAGACAUUUGCGCAGCUUCUGGAGAUGCGGGACCGCUUGAGCAAGCUCGAGUUCCACACGGGCCUGCGCCACACUCGCGGCAAGGCCGCCCUCCCCGCAUUCGCGUCCCACCUGUCCGGCAAGACCAAGGUCAGCGGCGAGGUCAGCAUUGGGGUGGGCCUGCUGGCGCUGGACGAGGACCAGAGCCGCCCCACCAAGCGCAGCCUCGACCACGCUGCGCUGCGCACCGGCACCGACGUGCGCAUCAACCUGGAGACGCCGUUCCGCACCACAGACCUGCUCAUGACGCAGCUUGCGGCGGGGGACUCGCACGGGGCCGGCGCGGCGGGGGGGAGCGUGCUGGCGGUGAAGAAAGUCAUGUACCGGACGCAGCUGACGGAUUGGCUGUGCCUGCGCGUGGCGGCCACGGGCGCGCAGGGCGCUGACAUGGCGGAGGCGCUCAACCCGCUGGAGGGGCAGGGCCUGACGGCGCUGACGUCAGCGGGGAGCGCGCUGCACCGUCGGUGCAUGGGGGCGGCGGUGGCGGCCACGGCACGGACCAACGACUGGAGCUGGCUUACGGUGGGGCACUUCGUGAGCGGGUGGGGCCCCGGCAGCAGCGCGGAGGAGCCGCUGUGCCACGCAACGCUGGGGCAGGUCACGCUUCGGCCCGCGCCAGAGUGCGCGCUCGCUGUGGUGGCACUCAACCGGCACUGGCCGGCGCCCAGCCUGCCGUCUGGGACAGGCCUGCAUUGGAGCGAGCUGGGCCCUCUCCUGGUGCCGCGCAUCCGCGCGUCAUCCCCGGCUCCUGCUACCAACGGCGAGUCGAUGCGCGACAGCUACGAGUCGUCGUCCUCCAGCAUGAACGGCACGGGGGACACCUGGGCCGGUGUGGGGCUGCCUCGACUGCACGGCCACUCGCUGCGGUCGUACGGCUUUGCCGGGGCUGUGGCGGCGGGCGAGCUGGCCACCUUCUCGGGGUGGGCCCACAUGGACCAGACCUCCUCGGGCCGGGGGCCUCAGCGUGGCGUGCAGUGGGGGGUGACGCUGUCGGGCGUGCCGGACUCCCCCGGGGUGGGCUGGGGGCUGUCAGUGGGGUCCACGCAGCCGGAACCGUGGGUGCGGCCAGCCGACCUCAGGGUGGGGAAGGCGGAACCCAAGGGGUCGCAGACGCAAAUGGAGGCGUUCUUGAAUCUGACCACCGGCAAGGGCUUCACGCUGACACCGGGAGCAGUGAUGAUCAAAGAAGGGCAGCGGGUGACGGGGCCUGCGUUCAUGCUGAGGAGCACCUGGGCGUUUUGAAGCUCUAGGCGGAUUCACAUGCACCACGGGUCCGUUUCAAUGUCGAAGUUGGCUGGGUUAGUCAAAAAGUACAGAAUAUGCAGCCGGGCCACUUCGAGAUUCCCAAUGAAGCAGACUCAGGGGAGCUUUGGCAUUCGACAAUCUGUGCUUGGGUCUACUGUGCGCGUAGCCUAGUUACAUUACAGUCGGACACUGAGAUGAGAUUUCUAGGCAGCCGUUAUGGUACACCGUACAUUGUGCUUGACUCUAGUAUUAGAUAUUGCGAGCGGUCUUGUAUAGAUUGUGCGAAUUGCGGCCGGGCCUGCUAGCAUUGCUGCAGCUUUAUUGUACAGAUCUGUGGACGCCAUAUGAAUUGGCAUGGUCCAAGUUGAUUGCGCCCGGGCCUGCGGCAAAAUUAGAUGCGGG
Messenger RNA from Klebsormidium nitens, 3389 nucleotides. The record is from the annotation of a GenBank genome assembly. NCBI's taxonomy places the organism in Eukaryota, Viridiplantae, Streptophyta, Klebsormidiophyceae, Klebsormidiales, Klebsormidiaceae.